This is a messenger RNA of Dalotia coriaria, 1467 nucleotides long. RefSeq names its product probable phosphoserine aminotransferase. Gene Ontology annotation, biological process: L-serine biosynthetic process. Gene Ontology annotation, molecular function: pyridoxal phosphate binding; O-phospho-L-serine:2-oxoglutarate transaminase activity. Lineage: Eukaryota; Metazoa; Arthropoda; Insecta; Coleoptera; Staphylinidae. The record is from RefSeq and is a predicted model, not a curated record. Gene Ontology annotation, cellular component: cytoplasm.
UAUCAACCCAGCUAUCACUAUCAGCUAAAUAACAGAUCGCUACAAUUACGUACGUCAGCUCGUGCCUAACGACAAGAAACCGGUCGCGUGUAUAAAAGGCAUCCAGACACCGCAUUCGUCCUCCAGUCGCUGAGCGUGCUUCACAGCGUUAGCUUGAAAGAGUUAACUCGACACAACCAACCAACAGUCUGUUAAUUAAUCAAGACUCAAGCACUUUACAUUACCAUACAAGAUGGGUAACAGCAACAAUGUUCUUAACUUCGGAGCGGGCCCUGCCAAACUUCCAAAAACCGUUUUGGAAGCUGUCCAAGCAGAACUCUUAAGCUACAAUGGCAUGGGCGUCAGCAUCAUGGAAAUGUCCCACAGAUCAGCGGAAUAUACCAAGAUUAACAACGAUGCACAAAAAUACGUCCGUGAUUUAUUAAAAGUACCAGAUAACUACAAAAUCAUGUUCAUGCAAGGUGGAGGCACUGGCGCAUUCGCCGCUGUGGCCUUAAACCUGCUAAACAGAACUGGUUCUGCUGAUUACAUGAUCACCGGUACUUGGUCCGGUAAGGCCGCCAAGGAAGCCGCGAAAUACGGCGAAGUUAAUCUCGUCUUCCCCAAACCUCCGCUGGGUACCAUCCCGGAUAAAUCCACCUGGAAGUUCAACCCGGAUGCUUCCUACGUGUACUACUGCGCGAAUGAAACCGUCGAUGGUGUUGAAUUCUUUGACAUCCCCGAGGUACCCACUGGUGUUCCACUUGUCACCGACAUGUCUUCUUCAAUCAUGACCAGAGAAAUUGAUGUCUCUAAAUUUGGAGUUAUCUUUGGUGGCGCACAGAAAAACAUCGGCCCUGCUGGUGUUACAGUCGUAAUCAUCCGUGAAGAUCUGGGAUCUCCGAUGAAGAUCUGCCCGUCUGUCUUUGACUUCACUAACAUCGCAAAGGAAAACUCUGUGCAUAAUACCCCCGCCACUUUCUCUGUGUAUGUCAUGAACAAAGUCUUCGAAUGGAUCGACAAAGCCGGAGGUGUAAAGGAAAUGGAACGUCAGGCGAUUAUUAAAGCCGAGAUGUUAUACAAGGCGAUUGAAAACUCGAAUGGAUUCUACGCGUCACCGAUUGCGCCCAAUUGCAGAAGUCGCAUGAAUGUACCUUUCCGAGUCGGCGGUGCAAAUGGCGACGAGGAGUUGGAGAAGAAAUUCCUGCUCGAAUCUGAAAAGGUGCAGAUGCAGCAGCUGAAGGGACACAGGAGUGUUGGUGGCAUGCGCGCCUCGCUCUACAAUGCUGUGUCCAUUGAUGAUGUGAAACUGCUCGUCACCUUCAUGGAACAGUUCCAGAAGGCGCAUAAUAUGUAAACGAAUAAACGAAUGCUGCGUGCGUGCGGUGCACGCGCCUUGUAUUAACUAUGAUUAACUUUGACUGUAUUUAUUGUAAGCGCACCCGAGAUAUAUGAUAAUUCUAUUUUGUAAUAAAAACAUGACUAAUA